CCUUCCCCUGGCGAGAUGACUUCAAUUCACAUGAUCCCCCCACCCCAGUGAUAACACCAAUGAGUUGCAGAACCGCCAACCCCCUGAGGAGGCAGCUCCUGGGAAGGAACCCAGAAUUGAAGACACUUCCGGGGAUCACUUCUGUGCUCAGAAUGAAAUGAAGCUAUGGACGUCCAGGCUGGGUGCUGUGUGGGGAGGGAUGGUGUGGGAGGAAGUAGCGCCAUGCUGCCUGGAUUUGGAGGCAAAGGGGUUGUUAGACUUCUCUGAGACAUUUUCUUCUUUCAGAGCACUGGUCCUUGCCUCCCUUCCACAAGAAACCCCAUGGAGGUUGUUAGAAGUGAAAGUGCCUGGUCCACGGCACAGUCCUGCCCAACGUGCACCUCGCUCAUGGAUGACUGAGUUCCUCCUAUUUAACUGUUCAUUUCUACUGAAGGGACCAUUCAUUCAGUCUCUGGUAAGAUACCGGGUCCCUCCUUUAUCUACCAUAACCCAGUCUCCGUUUCCAUCUUACAGAGGCAGCAGGAAGAAACCAAAGGAGGACAAGGUACUGGUUGUUUCACUUCUGCAUAGCACACUAGGAAGGCUUGCCAAUACCAUCAGCUUUUGCCAGUUCUUAGGACAAGAUGCCUCGGGUGAAGCAUCCAAACCAGAAGCUGCCAAAGUCUAUCUUCCACGUAGGCAGCCCACAGAGGAGUCUAUGGCUGCCAAUUUAUCCCUACUGGCUUCUUCUGCUCUUCUCAAGGAACACCUGCUGCCCAAAGAUUCUAAAAUCUUGUCGCCUGUCCUGCUGAAUUCCUCAGUUUCCAUGGAGUCACAAUCAACUAUGAGUGCCUCUCAGCCAGCAGAGAUCUUGACUUCUGGAAGUUGCCACUCACUACCAUGGGCAUCUUCACUAGCUUCUCAUUCUGCUGAUCCUGCAGCUUUUUCCUCCAUGACAGAUUGCAGCACAGCAGCUACUCGGUGUGACUGGAAAGCACUGGAAACCUCACAGAGAACCCCUCUGCCAGGUUUUCCUUCUCCCAUCCUGACCAUCCCAGGUCUUGACUACUCAAAAACGCCAACCUCAACCACCUCAGGCCUUGUCUACUCAAGGGAGACUACCACAACCACCCCAGGCCUUGAUCCUUCCUGAAAUCUCAAAGCCAAAUACAGAAACUUGGGGGGGGGGGACAUCUGUCAAUGAUUCAACCACCAGCAAGAAAACUUAUAAUGGGCCUUCCUCCCUAGAUCCGGGCACUCAGAAGGUGCUAGAAGCACAUAUUAUAAGAAACCUGGUGAGGCACAGAUGGAGCCUGUCCCCUCAGACCUCAAGACCAUACAUGUUUUAAACAUGAAGGCAGCUAUGGCUUUGCCCCUUUCCACAGUCCUCCAAUGCCCCCUCUGUCCUGGGACUCUAGAAAUGACUCCACAGUCUAAAUGGCCAGUGCCCUGGGAGAACCUUUUCAAAAAGCCCCAGAAAAAGGAAAUGACAAAAAACAAAACAACAACAACAACAACAAAAAAAAAAAACCCAAAACCUUCCACUGUGGAAUCCCCACAGACUUGUGCUUCUGCCCUCCAGCUAGAAUUCCUGAGGCUCCACAUAGUGACAACUCUGGUCCCUCUGAGGCCCCUACAACUGUCCAGGAGGACAGUAUGACUUUUGUGUCCACCCCACAGAGUCUUGUGGGCCAAGCCUAGCACAGUGUUCUUGGAGUUUGGAGAGACAAUUCAGAGCUAAAUCUGGGCCUAGUCAAGGGUGUCAGUGAGUCACAGGAAAGUGAGGGCUUGGCUGUAGGAGAUUUGUACAAAGGGGUGUCAGUUCGGGAGAUCAGUGUGGCAUCCCCGUCACCAAGCAGCAGGGAUAGCAGGAAGCUGGAGGAUACAGAAGAGGAGUCCUGUGAGUGCGAGCUCCCCGUGGAAUCUGGGGAGAUGAGUAAGUCUCAAAACUGAAUGGCUGGGGACUAUUUCCCAGGAUCCAGAAGACUCGGGCCUGAGCACAUUUCACUGCCCGGCCGCUGGCGUCAUCCUGUAGGACUGUGCCACGGAAAGUUCUUUCAAGACUGUGCCCCCGAGGUUCUGUUUGCUGCAGUUAUCCUGGCUUAAAGGCCCUCCCGGUCCAGCUUUAAGAAUAUGCCUAUUACAACCAAGUCAGGCUCUCAGGACAGGAAUCCUUUCCUGUCUAGAGAAGGGACCGUCCCCAAGAUAUCAAAACCCCAGGAAGCACAAUAUUGCCAUAUCUUUGAUCAAAAUAAUAACAUAGAGACUAGAAGUCUCAGGCAAGACAAACGUCUUACAGGGAUAAUUCCUGACCAAGUGGACAAGUCAAAUGACUCUCAAAAGAACUUUGGGAACAGGACGAAAAGCCUAAUAUUUUCAAUUUUGAUCCCCAAAGUCAAAGUACAGGAGAACUCCCCCCAAAAACUCAAGGGCUUAUCAGCCACGACACAAAGCCGAGGGUCAGUGGUGAGCAGACACUUCACGCCCUGCCAGGCUGCUCAAGAACAGGACCUCAUGAGCUCUGCUGGAUGGACUCCAGGGGAGAAAUUGGGGGUUCAUCAUAGAUGUGCCCAAGAUCCAGAGAGCUGUCACCAGAGGAUUCCGACAGCAGCAAAAAAACCUAAAACACACACUGUGUUCACCACGCCAAUCCUAAG
This is a messenger RNA of Microtus ochrogaster (prairie vole), 2636 nucleotides long. RefSeq lists its product as uncharacterized. The record is from RefSeq and is a predicted model, not a curated record. Lineage: Eukaryota; Metazoa; Chordata; Mammalia; Rodentia; Cricetidae.